Messenger RNA from Malassezia globosa CBS 7966, 1446 nucleotides. RefSeq lists its product as uncharacterized. Gene Ontology annotation, molecular function: NADP binding; glutathione-disulfide reductase (NADPH) activity; flavin adenine dinucleotide binding. The coding region runs from base 1 to 1446 and encodes 481 amino acids. Gene Ontology annotation, biological process: cell redox homeostasis; glutathione metabolic process; cellular response to oxidative stress. NCBI's taxonomy places the organism in Eukaryota, Fungi, Basidiomycota, Malasseziomycetes, Malasseziales, Malasseziaceae. The record is from RefSeq and is a predicted model, not a curated record. Gene Ontology annotation, cellular component: cytosol; mitochondrion. The transcript has a single exon.
AUGCCCCCUGUCAAAAUUCCAGCAUCAGAGCAUUACGAUCUGCUUGUGAUUGGUGGUGGAUCUGGUGGUAUGGGCGCAAGUCGCCGCGCUGCUAGUUACGGCAAGAAGGUAGCCGUUAUCGAGCAGGCUGGAAAACUUGGUGGUACAUGUGUUAAUGUGGGCUGUGUGCCCAAGAAGCUCAUGUGGCACGCUGCUGACCUGCAAGACAAGCUCAAGGAAGCUCAGGAGUAUGGCUUUAUGGAUGCAUCUGGGUCGUUCGCUGUGCCAACAGUAAACUGGAACAUGCUCGUUGAAAAGCGUGAUGCUUAUAUUCGCAGGUUAAACGGCAUCUAUGAUAACAAUCUGAAGAAAGACAACGUUGAGUACAUUUCUGGACAUGGUCGCUUGCUUGGCAAUGGCCGUGUUAAGGUGUCACCAGGUGUGGAUGGCGUUCUCGAGAAGGAGGUGGUUCUUUCAGCUGAUCACAUUGUCGUUGCAUCUGGUGGACGGCCCAGCGUGCCUAGUGAUGACGAAGUUCCAGGCGCAAGCCUUGGCACCGACUCGGAUGGCUUUUUCGCUUGGCGUGAGCAGCCGAAACGUGUGGCCAUAGUUGGUGCAGGGUAUAUCGCCGUUGAGCUGGCUGGUGUAUUGAAUGCGCUCAACUCAGAGACGCACCUCAUCAUUCGCCACGAUCAGUUCUUGCGUAACUUUGAUCCUAUUAUCUCGGAAACACUCACUCAGUACAUGGGCAGCACGGGCCUGCAGGUCCACAAGAGCUCGAAUGUGAAGCGUGUGGAGGGUGAACGUGGUGGAUCGCUCAAAGUUCAUCUUGAUACAGGCAAUACGAUUGAGGUCGAUGCGCUAGUUUGGGCAAUUGGUCGACAACCGAACACAGAUGAUCUUGGGCUUGACGAAGCAGGUGUCAAGACGGACAAGAGCAACAAUAUUGAGGUCGAUAAAUACCAAAACACGUCUGCGAAGGGUGUGUACGCUGUAGGCGAUAUCCAAGGCAAGGCACUCCUUACCCCUGUGGCUAUUGCUGCUGGGCGACGUCUCUCAAACCGUCUGUUCGGGGGCCCCAAGUUCAAAGACGACCAUCUGGACUACGAGAACAUCCCUACAGCUAUCUUUAGUCACCCAGCAACUGGCACGGUUGGCAUGUCAGAACCGGAAGCGCGUGAAAAGUUCCAGGGCCAAAAGAUCACUAUUUAUCGCUCUCGCUUCACGCCCAUGUACUACGGGCUGCUGUCGAAGAAGGCUCCUGCCGCUUACAAGAUUGUUUGUGUCGGUGAGGAAGAGCGCGUCGUUGGCGUACACAUGGUCGGCAUGGGCUCCGAUGAGUCCAUUCAAACCGUUGGGAUUGCGGUCAAGAUGGGCGCCAAGAAGAGGGACUUCGACAACACGGUUGCCGUGCAUCCCACUAGCGCGGAGGAACUCGUUACCACGUAUGUUCCAGUGCAAGACUAA